This is a messenger RNA of Onychostruthus taczanowskii (white-rumped snowfinch), 941 nucleotides long. Its product is annotated as collagen alpha-1(III) chain-like. The record is from RefSeq and is a predicted model, not a curated record. The transcript has a single exon. Lineage: Eukaryota; Metazoa; Chordata; Aves; Passeriformes; Passeridae. The coding region runs from base 113 to 565 and encodes 150 amino acids.
AGCAGGUGCCCGGCAGCCGCCCGCACCGCACCGCACCGCACCGCGUAGGUAGGAGCGCCGGGGCGCGGAGGCUCCGCGCGGGGCUGAGGCAGGGCGGGGCUCGAGAACUCCCAUGGAGCAGCUCGGACCGGGGCGUCGGGCAAAGCCGGGCCGAGGGCCGCUGGGGCGGAGCGGGGCCGCGGCUUUCCGCGGUGCAGCUGGGCCCGGCAGGCUGGAAGGGACCGGCUGCCGGCGGGGCAAAGGCCUGCCGCCGCCUCCCUGCAGCCAGAGCAUCACCGGCUGUGACCCCGCGCCCCUCCGCCGGAGAGCGCACCGAGGGAUGGGAUGGCACGGGUCCCCCUUUCAGCAGUGUCAGGCUCCGCUGUCUUCUUCAGCCGCCUCGUUCGCAUCCCGGGGAGGAGCUAACCGCAAGGGUUCCGGGGAAGAAGCUCCGACAACGUCUAGAGCCUUUGUGUCCGGCAGAGCGCCCCGCUGCCAGGGCCCGUCCCGCCGGGCCGGGACUCCGUGCCCUGCCCCGCCGUGGGACAGCCCGGAGCGCGGGUUGAGGGUCCUCGUUGUUUCCUAAAGUGCAAGGAUUGCUUUGUCUCGGUGAACGUCUGACCUGUGUUCGUUCUGGAUGUGCUGUCAAAAAAUCAUCGCCCGGGAUUGUAAAUGAAGAGAUUACAAACAAACGACUGGAACAGAGUUAUUUUCUAACUGGCAGAUCUGUUUACAAAGUUAAACUUCAGAGAUAAAAAUUUUUAUGGAGUCUGUAGCGUCUUCUCUGAGAAACUGGAUGUCAUCCAAAACUGGUCUCCAGUGCAAAUCAUUAUAAAUGUUGGUAAAUGCUUUACUUUAUUUUAUUGUGCUGUUCCAAUUGUGUGAUUCGUAAGUUGUUUUUUUUUUUUUUGCCUGGGAUCUCUCUCUCUGAAAACUGCCAUAAAUAAAACUUUAUUCAUAUA